Molecule: messenger RNA, 2758 nt
Organism: Arabidopsis thaliana (thale cress)
Lineage: Eukaryota; Viridiplantae; Streptophyta; Magnoliopsida; Brassicales; Brassicaceae
Gene: NSF
Product: AAA-type ATPase family protein
Exons: 21
Coding region: 198-2426 (742 amino acids)
Biological process (GO): SNARE complex disassembly
Cellular component (GO): cytoplasm
Molecular function (GO): ATP hydrolysis activity; ATP binding
Source: RefSeq, marked reviewed
GACGGCUAUUGGUCGAACCGGAAUGUUUGGUCUGGUUUCCAAAACAUUGAUCAGGACUCGAAAAAUAAAAGAUCUUAUUAAAAUCAAGGAAGCAAUCGUAGUCUUCUGUUUAUUGCUUCUCCCUCAAAUAUUUUCUUAUUCGUUAAGGUUACAAAAAUCAAAAAGACUCGAAGAAACCUGAGAUCGAAACCCCAGCCAUGGCGGGUCGUUACGGAUCGCAAGUCAUGACGAUGACUGUGACCAAUACUCCGUCCGCAGAUCUAGCUUUUACUAACCUCGCUUACUGCUCUUCUUCCGAUCUCCGUCAAUUCUCCGUUCCCGGUUCCGAUCUCUUCCUCGCCAACGUUGCCGAUAGCUUCAUUCUUUCUCUCUGUGGACAUGGAAGCAUCCGUGAUGGAAAUAUUGCUCUCAAUGCUAUUCAAAGGCGACACGCUAGAGUUUCGACUGGUGAUAUGGUAUCUGUUAGCAGAUUUGUUCCUCCUGAAAAUUUUGAUCUGGCUAUGCUGACGCUGGAGUUGGAAUUUGUGAAGAAAGGAACUAAAAGCGAGCAGGUUGAUGCUGCUCUCCUUUCGACCCAGCUUAAGAGGAAAUACACCAACCAGGUCUUGACUGUAGGCCAGAAAGCGACAUUUGAGUAUCAUGGAACUAAUUACAUUCUUACGGUCAAUCGAGCGGAUGUUGAGGGUCAGGAUCACACGAACGGCAUUGAAAGAGGGUUGCUCUCUAAAGACACGUAUAUUGUGUUUGAAGCAUCAAAUGCAAGUGGCAUAAAGAUUGUCAACCAACGGGAAGCUGCUAGCAGCAAUAUAUUCAAACAUAAGGAAUUUAACCUUGAGUCGCUGGGAAUAGGUGGUCUUGGUGCAGAGUUUGCUGAUAUAUUUAGAAGAGCUUUUGCUUCUCGUGUAUUUCCUCCUCAUGUCACCAGCAGACUGGGAAUAAAGCAUGUUAAAGGGAUGCUUCUUUUUGGACCUCCUGGUACUGGCAAAACCCUUAUGGCACGGCAAAUUGGAAAGAUGCUUAAUGGAAAGGAUCCAAAGAUCGUUAAUGGGCCUGAGGUGCUGAGCAAGUUUGUUGGUGAGACAGAAAAGAAUGUAAGAGACUUAUUUGCUGAUGCUGAGCAAGACCAGAGGACCCUUGGUGAUGCUAGUGAGUUGCAUGUCAUUAUUUUUGAUGAGAUUGAUGCUAUUUGCAAGUCAAGAGGUUCAACCAGAGAUGGCACAGGUGUCCAUGAUAGUAUUGUAAACCAGCUUUUGACAAAGAUAGAUGGUGUGGAGGCCUUAAACAAUGUUUUGCUGAUUGGAAUGACAAACAGAAAGGAUUUGCUUGAUGAAGCUCUUUUAAGGCCUGGAAGAUUGGAGGUUCAGGUUGAGAUAAGCCUUCCUGAUGAAGCUGGGCGUCUACAAAUUCUUCAGAUUCAUACAAAUAAGAUGAAGGAAAAUUCUUUCCUUGGGACUGAUAUCAAUCUCCAAGAGCUUGCUGCUCGAACAAAAAAUUACAGUGGUGCAGAGCUUGAAGGUGUUGUUAAAAGUGCUACAUCAUAUGCAUUAAACAGACAACUAAGCAUGGAUGAUCUUACAAAGCCUGUGGAAGAAGAGAAUAUCAAGAUCACUAUGGAGGAUUUUCUCCACGCUAUCUAUGAAGUUCAACCUGCAUUUGGAGCCUCCACAGAUGACCUAGAGCGCUGCAGACUCAAUGGGAUGGUAGAUUGUGGUCAUCGGCAUAAUCACAUUUACAAAAGAGCUAUGCUUCUAGUCGAGCAAGUUAAAGUUAGUACUAGAAGUCCUCUAGUCACUUGCCUUCUGGAGGGGCCCAGUGGAAGUGGGAAAACUGCUUUAGCAGCAACAAUUGGUAUCGAUAGUGACUUCCCAUAUGUUAAGAUAGUUUCUGCGGAAACUAUGAUUGGUCUUUCUGAGAGCACAAAAUGUGCUCACAUUGUCAAGGUCUUUGAGGAUGCAUAUAAAUCUCCAAUGAGCAUCAUUAUCCUUGACGAUAUUGAAAGAUUGUUGGAAUUCAUAGCAAUCGGUCCUCGCUUUUCAAACAUAAUUUCACAGACGCUGAUGGUCCUUCUCAAACGACUUCCUCCUAAGGGGAAGAAACUUCUCGUCUUUGGGACAACAAGUGAAGUAACCUUCUUAGAGUCUGUUGGUAUCUCUGAUUGCUUCUCUGUCACUCACUCUGUUCCGACACUGCAAAAAGAGGACGCAAAGAAGGUGCUAAAUCAGCUUAACCUCUUCUCAGAGGAUGAUGUUGAUUCAGCUGCAGAGGCUCUCAAUGACAUGCCAAUCAAGAAGAUUUACAUGCUAAUAGAAAUGGCUGCGCAAGGAGAAAACGGUGGAUCUGCAGAAGCUAUCUAUGCUGGGAGAGAGAAAAUCAAUAUCAAUCAUUUCUAUGAUUGCUUAGGAGACUUCAUUCGCUUCACUGGCUAGUCCUUUUAAAGAUAUUCUCAUGGUGAUCUUGUUUUUUUGGAUACAAAUUUUACUCGGGUUAUGUUAUUUGGUGGUGGAGUGGAACUGAGAAGGGCAAUUAUGUUACUCGGAUCAUGUUAUUUUGCUUUUUUUUUUGCUUGUUUUUGUGUGGCUAAAACACUAUUUCUUUUGAUUGUAGUUAUUAAUUUGUGGUUUGGUUUGACUCCUGAUUUCAACUCAUAUGAUGGUCCAUGUCCUUGUGUUUCUUAAGGACCACCUCGACCACUAGUGGUAUAUUCAGUCCCCCUUCGGACUAGUCGGUACAUGGCUAGAAACAUCGAUAUCAAAUUGCA